GGUCAGCUUCCCUGGAGCAUGCACAAGUCUGGUCCUCUCUGCUCCUCGCCCCUUGGCGGCUUCGACCCGGAAGGCCCCCCAAGCAGCCUGCGGCAUGAUCUCCAUCACCGAGUGGCAGAAGAUCGGUGUGGGUACCACCGGCUUCGGCAUCUUCUUCAUCCUCUUUGGAAUACUCCUGUACUUUGAUUCCGUGCUCCUGGCUUUUGGAAACCUGCUGUUCCUGACCGGCCUCUUAUUCAUCAUCGGCCUGAGGAAGACGUUUUCCUUCUUCUUCCAGAGGCACAAGCUCAAGGGGACCAGCUUCUUCCUGGGGGGGGUAGUCAUUGUGCUCCUGCGUUGGCCCCUCCUGGGCAUGUUCCUGGAGACCUAUGGAUUCUUUAGCCUCUUCAAGGGCUUUUUCCCUGUCGUCUUUGGCUUCCUGGGCAAUGCUUCCAACAUCCCCUACCUGAGUGCGCUGUUCCGGAGGCUUCAGGGCACCAGAUCAAUGGUCUGAACGGCAGAGAUGAGCUCCUUGAACUUGGGUCAUUGGUUGAGGGGGCUGGAAAGGAAAUGGGGGCCGCCCCCACCCUGCACUGACUCAUCUCCCGACUCAUACCCAGACCUCUCCAAGUCCAGAAGGAGGACAGAAUUGAAUGACUGACCACAAAUCCCCAAGUCAACUCAAAAGGCUGUUGGCACGGCUGGGAGCGGAGAUCUGGGGGUGGGGGCGGGGGGCCCACGGAGACCGGACUGGGACUGGUAUCACAUCCUGCCCUGUAUUUAUGGGAGGAAAGCAAAGAGUAAAUCCCCAAGCUGUGUGUCUGAGACUCAAAGUCACUGUCUCCAGCC
Molecule: messenger RNA, 828 nt
Organism: Ailuropoda melanoleuca (giant panda)
Lineage: Eukaryota; Metazoa; Chordata; Mammalia; Carnivora; Ursidae
Gene: GOLT1A
Product: golgi transport 1A
Exons: 5
Coding region: 95-493 (132 amino acids)
Biological process (GO): endoplasmic reticulum to Golgi vesicle-mediated transport; retrograde transport, endosome to Golgi
Cellular component (GO): membrane; endoplasmic reticulum
Source: RefSeq, a predicted model, not a curated record